AUGUAUGACAUAAACAGUGCGAAAUGCUCUGAAAUAAAAAGUGCAGAACUUGAUGUGUUGAGCAGCCAAGAACUAAAAAGAAUUUCUCUUGGUAAAUAUGAGAAUCAGUUACAAGAAUUUGAAAGAAUUUCAAAAGAUGGAACAUCAAAUCGAAUUACAUAUGAUCCCAGAUUUGGGACUAUAGAUUAUUCACAAAUAUGUUCUGUUUGUUUUGAAAAACAUGACAAUUGUUUAGGUCAUGUUGGACAUAUAGAGUUUAUAUUACCAGUAUUUAAUCCACUAUUUUAUAAAGAGUUACAAGAAUUACUAAAUCUAGUUUGCUAUAAUUGCUAUGCAUUGUGUUACUCAGAAGAUGUUAUAUUUCUGUUAAAGCAUAUUUAUCAAUUAAAGUCAUUAAAUGAAAUUGAAAGCUCAAACAAAUUUGUAAUAAAAAAAAAUAAUGAAAAUGAAUAUAUAGUUAGUGAAAUAGAAAGAUUAUAUAAUAAAAUAUGUAAAGAAUCAAAUAUUACUAUGGACGAUAUAGUUGAAUCUAUUUGUCAGGAUUAUGACAAAAGUUUUGAUAAUAAUGAAAAAACAAAUAAUGAAAAUAAUUCAAAUGAAAAUAACCAAACAUAUGAAUUAUGGAAAAAAAUAAAUAAUGAUAUGCACAGUGGUGACGAAAAAAAUGAACCUGAUCUUAGUAAAGAAUCUGAAAAAAAACAAAAAUCAAAUGAAGAAGCCGAAAGUCAAGAGACAAAAGAAAAAAUACGAUUUCUAAAGGAAAAAAUAAAAAAAUAUAAUUUUGAUAUAAGUAAAUUAGCUUUUCAAUCGAAUUAUAAUUAUGAAGAAUAUUUAAUUUUAAAUAAAGCUAUAAAAAUUCACAUGAAAAAAGGGGCUAACUGCUCAAAUUGUAGAUUUCGUAGAAGUAUAACAGUAAAAACAUCGCCAAAAAAAGAUACUAUUAAUUUUGUAGGGGCAUAUACAAAUAAUUCGUUUUUUAAAAGAUAUCUUUCGAAAAAGGAUAAAAAUAAAAUAUCAGGAGAAAAUGUAGAUGAUAAUUUAGAAGAUAAUGAAAUAAAUUAUAACCAUACAGAUAUAGAGAAGCCAAAUAAACACGGUAAAGAAUCCAAAUCUGGGAAAAGAAAAAGUAUGGAUAAUUUAAAUUUAGAAAAUGGAGCCGAUCAACUUGUAGAAGGAACUGAUAAUAAUAAAGAUGGAGAUGAUAAUGAUGAAUCAUUCAAAGAUGCUGUAGCUUCAUAUAAACGGAAAACAUCGAAGGAAAAAUGUACAGUUCGUUUAUUUAGUUUUCAAAUUAUCGAUUUAUUAAAAAAGAUUUUUGUAAAUAAUAAUAAAGAUAUAAUUAAUUUGUUAUAUCCAUUUACAAAAAAAGAUGGAUGCCAAGUAUUUUUUUUAUACGAUAUGGGAAUAAGUGCAAAUCGUUUUCGAACACAAUCUAGGGGUAUACAUAAAAGAACAAAAGUUACAAAUUAUAUAUGCAAAUUAAAUAAUUUUGUAAAAUUAUGUAUAAAUAGCAAAAAAAACAUUGAUUUUGAUUAUAUAAUAGAAUAUAAUAAAACAGAAUUAGAUUUAUAUAAUGAAAUGUUUUCAUUAUUUUCUUUAAAAGUACGAUCAAGAGCUAUUUCAAGUUCUAUGGAUUUCAAUGUUGAGAUUGCAAAAUCAGAUUUUUUACGAUGUUAUUCAUUAAUAUAUAAUAAUAAAAGUGCUUACUUAAAUAUUUUGUUUGGUAAUUUACAACUCGCAGUAAAUACAUUUUUUGAUAGCAGUUUGAUUGAUAAACGGGUUCAAAAACAUAUGGACAAUAUAUGUAUAAAAGAAAUACUCGAUAAAAAAGAAGGUGUAGUACGAAAAAAUAUAAUGGGGAAACGUGUAAAUAAUUGCGCUCGUACUGUUAUAUCUCCUGAUACAUUUAUUGAAACGAAUCAAAUUGGAGUUCCUAUCGAAUUUGCUAAAACUUUAACUAUUGAUGAACAUAUAACUGAAAAUAAUUUUGAGUAUAUAAAAAAAUUAAUUGAAAAUGGACCGGAUAUGUAUCCAGGUGCUUUAAGUUAUAAAGAUAGUCAAGGAAGAGUAUUUAGAUUAUCUCGUUCUUAUGAAGGUAGAAUGAAACUAAUAAAUGAACUAACUAAUUUAUUACGUAAAGAAAAAAAAGAAACUUUAAUUUUACAUAGACAUGCUAGAGAUGGAGAUAUAGUCAUAAUGAAUAGGCAACCGACUUUACAUAAAUUUUCUAUUAUGGCUCAUUUUUUAAAAAUUUUUGAAAAAGAAAAAGUUUUUAGAUUAAAUUAUGUUAAUUGUAGUAGUUAUAAUGCUGAUUUUGAUGGAGAUGAAAUGAAUCUCCAUUUAUUACAAACCCCUUUAGCACGUGCAGAAGCAACACAUUUAAUGAACUCGGAUUUUUUAUUUACAAGUUUUAAAGAUGGAUCACCUUUACGAGGAUUAGCUCAAGAUUUUAUUCUUGGUGGAUUACAUCUUACUUCUUUAGAAACAUUUUUAAAUUAUGAUGAAUAUUGCAACUUAUUACAAUGCUCUCUUAAUGUUUUGCUUCGUCAAAAAAAUUCAUUUUUUUUCAAAAAGCCCAAACAUAGCAAUACAUCUGGAAGCCCAAACACAAAAGAUGCAAAUAAAAAUUCAGGGGGUAAUGAUAAAGGUAAAUCUAAUUCAUUUACUGGAAUCAAUUCAAAAAUAUCGAAUUAUAGCUAUUUAGAUCCCUAUGCAUCUAAUUUAAGUAGAACAAACUUUACUAUAAAAACAGAAGAGCCAACUAUUUUAUUUCCUACAAAAUUAUGGACAGGAAAACAAUUAAUAUCAAGUAUUUUGAAAACUAUAAUAAAUGAACUAGCCAUUGAAACAUAUAAUAAAAAUGGAGAUAAUAAUUUUAUGGAAAAUUUUAAAGGAAUAAAUUACGUAGCUAAAGCUAAAACAGAUCCUGAAUUAUGGUCAUUUGAUCCAAUAAAAGAAGGUGAUAUUAUUAUUAGAAAUUCGGAAUUAUUACAAGGUGUAUUAGAUAAAUUACAUUUUGGAGCUAGCUCAAAUAGUUUUGUACAUCUAUGUUAUGAAUUGUUUGGGCCUAAAUCUGCUGCAGUUAUGCUUGAUUGUUUUGGUAGAUUAUUUAUAAGUUUUUUACAAUUACGUGGUACAAGUUUAAGUCUAUAUGAUUUUAUUUUAAAAAAAAAAGCAAAAGAAGAGAAAAAAAGAAUUAAAAAAAGAAUAUCAUUUACUGGAUUUUAUUUACAAAAUCUUUUUGUUUAUACAAUCGGAAAAGCAUUAAAUGCGGACAUGAAUAAAAUGGAUGAAUAUAGUAAUAAAAAAAUAAGUAACUAUGAAGAAUGUAAAAAUUUAUUUUCAAAUAAAUUAUAUGAUAUCUAUUUAAAAAAAUCAAAAAUUAUAAAUAACUAUGAAAAGAAAUUAGGAAAGGAAAUUAAUAUUGACAAUGAAGAUGUAAAUACAAAUUUGUGGCUAACUAAAACAGAGGAUCUUACAAAAAAAAUUUCAAACAAGUUUAAUCUUUUUAAUGAUGAAGAAUUUAAUAUGAAAAAGGAUUUAUAUUUUAUUACAUUGCUAAACAAAGAGAUCGAAAACAUAUUUAUUCAAAAUAAAUUACUUAGUGAUAAUGUAAAAAAUGAACAAUCUGAACAGAAUGAAACAUAUGAAUAUUCAAACUCACCACAUUUAAAUUAUAUAAUUAAAGCCGAAUAUUAUGAACUGUUUGAGAAGUAUGUAAUUGAAAAAACGAAGGAUAAUUCUAUAGAUGAAGAGAAUGAAACGGAAUACUCUGAGUUUGUUAAUAAUAUAGUAAACAAAUUAUAUAAUUCAAUAAAAAAUCCAUCUUUUUAUAAAAAUACAACAUUUACAAGUGUACAAGUAGUAAAGGUUAUUGAAAAAAUUGUAAACUUUUUAAGGGAAGCAAAAUGUAACAAAAGAUUAAAAGUAUUUAUUUUAUUUGAAAUAUUUCAAAAUGAAAAUAUAACGAAAUAUUUCCCUUCUUUAAUUGAAUUUGCCACUAAUUUAAAUACAGAUAUAAGUAGUGAAGAAAUAGUAGAAACUGUAAUAAAUAACAUAUUAUUAAAAAAGGAUCUUAAACUUGAAACUGACCAAAUAUCAUCUCGUGAUGUAGAAAAAUUCAUUUUUAAUAGCAAGAAACGGGAAACAACAAAUGAUGUCAUAUUGAAAAGAUAUUUACAUUUGUAUAAUCGUCUGAUAAAAGUGGAGAAGGACAAAAAAGGACAGAUAAAUAAUUCCCCUUUAAAACCUAAGAAUGAUGAAAGUCCAAACAAAAUAAAUGACACAAGUCUUGAGAAUUCACAAAAUGUAAACAUAAAUGAAAAUGUACAUAUAUAUGAUGGGGAUGCUAUAAAAAACUGUUUAAUAUCAAGUUUACCUUCAUUUGCUCUUAACGAAGAUAUAAAUAAUCUUUCCUACAAUAACAGAUAUCAAUAUUAUGAGAAAUAUUUAAAUAUAAAAGAUGAAAAAUAUUCACGUUUUAAAUUUUACAAAAUGGAAGAUGUAUUUCAUAAAUUAGAUUUUUUAAUAAAUAAUUUUUUUUCAUUAAAACGAUUAGAUUUUGAUAGUAUGCUCGAUUCAUUGUUUCAACCAUAUUUAUGUAGAGUAUCAUCUGGAACAAAUAAUUUAAUAACUAUGGAAAAUCUGAUGAAUAAAUUUUUAGAUAAUGGUUUUAGUAAUAUGAUUUUUACUGGUGCUAAAGGAAGUAAGGUUAAUUAUUCUAUGAUUUGUGGUAUGCUAGAUCAACAAUAUUUAGAAGGAAAAAGAGUGCCAAGAAUGAGAUCAGGAAAAACUCUACCUAGUUUCCAUAGAUAUGAUUAUGGUGCUAGAUCUUGUGGGUUAAUUACAGAUUGUUUUUUAGAGGGUUUAAGACCUCAAGAAUAUUUUUUCCAUUGUAUGUCUGGUAGAGAAGGAUUAAUAGAUACCGCUGUCAAAACAGCUAAAUCUGGAUAUAUACAAAGAUGUUUAAUUAAAUCGAUGGAAUCAAUAAUUUUACAUUAUGAUGGCACAGUUCGAAAUGAAGAUAAUGCAAUUAUACAAUUUCUAUAUGGAGAAGAUGGUAUUGAUCCAUCAAAAACUGCAUAUCUAAAUUCACCUUCGGAUUUAAUAAAUAACUAUAAUAUAUCAUUUAGUAAGUAUUUAAAUUAUGGAUCAAACCAACUUAUACAAAAAAAUCAAAACCUAUUUAUGAACAAUGAAAGUUGUAGAAAACAUGACGACCCACUGAUAUGCCAAUAUAAUCCAUAUACUUAUAUAGGAGCCGUUUCAGAUAAUUACGAUUCAAAAUUAAAUAAUAUUCUUAGAAAAAGUGAUUUCAAUUUAAUAAAUAAUGAUGAGAAUUUUUAUUCUUUAUCUUCAUCAUUGUUAAGGUCAAAAUAUUUUCAUUCUUUAUGCUCCCCUGGUGAAUCAAUUGGAAUUUUAGUUGCUCAAUCUUUUGGUGAGCCAGCUACCCAAAUGACAUUAAACACUUUUCACUUAGCAGGAACUGAAAAUGUGACUAUGGGUAUACCUAGAUUAAAAGAAAUAUUUUUAACAUCAAAAUUGACAUCAAAACCUAUGAUAUAUGUUCCAAUAAAAUUAGAAGAAAAAAAUAUGAACAAUCCAAAUGAAAUAAAAAAUUAUAUAACUAAUAUUGCAGAUAAAAUAUUAAGUAGCUAUCAAAGUAUAUUAUUAUCUGAAGUUAUAUAUGGUAUAGGAAUUGAUAGAAAAUUAAUAAUUCGUGAUAAAAUUGAAAAUAAAGAAAUUCAUAUGAUUCAGUUAGAUAAAGUAGAACCAAAAGAUAAUGUACAGAAAAGUUUUGAUUGGGAUCAAAGUGAUAUAUAUAAAACCAACGAUUAUUCUAAAAUUUUACAAGUUUUAGAAAAUACUAAUUUAAAUUUUGAUUUAAAAAAAGAAUGGGCUCAUGAGAUUGUUAUUCAAUUUGAUAACUUAAAUCACUUUUGUAAAGUUAAUAAACAAUUAUCUCUUUCUUUUAUUUUAUAUAAAAUAGUAAAUAUAGUUCUUAUAUCAAUACUUAAUAAAAUACAAAGUAGUAUAUCUCAUCAUAAUAUUCGAAAUAUUAAUUUUAUGAACCAUGAGCAUUAUGAUGAGUUAUUUGAUUUUAUUAGUGGAAAAAUGUCUGAAGAUUUUAAUUUUAAUUUUGAUAAAUAUGAGUAUAAAAAUGAUGAAGACGAAAUUAAUGCAAAACUAAAACAUAUGCCAAAAGAUGUUGGAGGAAAUAAAUCAGGAGAUGAAAAUGAUUAUGGUCGUUCUAACAAUUUAAAUAAUUCAAAAAAGUACAAUGAAGAAAAUGAUGAUAAUAUGUCAAUGGGUGAUAAAAAUGAAGAUAGCGGUAAUGAAAAAAAUAAUAAAUCAGAUGGAAAUGAUGAUAGUGAUCAAAAUGAUGGAAGAGAAAGUGAUGAAUAUAAAUCUGAACAAGAAGAUAAAGAAUACGAUCAAAGCGAAGAAGAUGCAGAUAACGAGGAUGAUAGUAAAUCAUCUCAAAAUGAACAAGAUAGUGAUGUUGAUAAUAUGAAUAAUAGCGAAUCCGAUGAUAACAAAUAUGAUGAAACAGAAAAGAAUUUGACAAAAAAAAAAUCGAAAUUACUAAAUGAAACUGACUCAGAAAGUGAUGCCUCUUCAAAUCUAACCAUCACAAAUCCUGGAAUAAUCGAUGGGGAAUCUAAAGAAUCAAAUAAAUCCCAAAAAGAAGAAAAAUCAAACAUAUCAAGUAAAAAGAGAAAACUAUCAGAUGGUAGUGAUUAUAUAAAAAAUGAAAAACAUAGAAAAGAAAUAAAUUAUGAUUCUUCAAUGAGUAGUGAAAAUGAAGCAGAAUUAAAAAAAGAAAUGAGUAAAAAGUUUUCAAAAUAUUCAUAUGAUUAUAAAAAUAGAAUGAAUAAAAUAGAUUUAGAUGUUAGUGAUUAUGAAGAUCUUUCUAUAGGAAUAGCUGGAAAUAAAAAUAAAUUAUAUGAUCAAAAAUAUAUAAAACAUAUUAUUGAAAAAAUGAAAAGUAGUUUACUUUGUUUUAUAAAAAGAAUAGAUUUUUCUCCAAUUACAUGGGUCUUAAAAUUUGAACUAUCUUGGGAUGUAAACUUUUUUCCAUACCCUAUCGACUUUUUAAGUUACUUACAAAAUGAUAUAUCCAAAGAAAUUUUAUUUAAAGUUAAAGAUUUAAAUAAUCCAAAAAUUUUGAAAGGAAAAGAUAUAACACAUAGUGGCGAAGAAUAUGAGUUACAAAUAGAAGGAAGAAAUGUAUACAAACUUUUUAAUAUUAAAGAUAAAUAUAUUGAUAAAACAAAAUUAUAUUGUAACGAUAUAUAUACAAUUGUUAAAACAUAUGGUAUAGAAGCCGGAAGAUUAUGUAUUACAAAAGAGUUAAAGAAAGUUUUCGAGGCAUAUGGAAUUAAAAUCGAUUUUCGACACUUGUCCUUCAUCAGUGAUUUCAUGACACACACAGGAGACUUGAAAUCCUUUAAUCGAUACGGAAUGAGCGCAUAUCGUAACAUUUUCCACAAGAUGAGUUUCGAAUGUGCAACAACUUUUAUGAUACAAGGAUGUAUACAAAAUUCAGUUGAUUAUUUAUCAACCGCAUCGAGUAGUUUAUUUUUCGGAAAGCACAUAAAAGUUGGAACCAAUGUAUCUAACAUUAUAACCUGUAUUAAAGGAGGAAAAUAA
Plasmodium vinckei vinckei is the source of this 7653-nucleotide messenger RNA. RefSeq names its product RNA polymerase I, putative. Gene Ontology annotation, cellular component: RNA polymerase I complex. Bases 1 to 7653 code for a protein of 2550 amino acids. The transcript has 3 exons. The record is from RefSeq and is a predicted model, not a curated record. Gene Ontology annotation, molecular function: DNA-directed RNA polymerase activity; DNA binding. Lineage: Eukaryota; Apicomplexa; Aconoidasida; Haemosporida; Plasmodiidae. Gene Ontology annotation, biological process: DNA-templated transcription.